Molecule: messenger RNA, 960 nt
Organism: Cornus florida
Lineage: Eukaryota; Viridiplantae; Streptophyta; Magnoliopsida; Cornales; Cornaceae
Product: F-box protein At2g05970-like
Exons: 1
Coding region: 1-960 (319 amino acids)
Source: RefSeq, a predicted model, not a curated record
AUGAAUAUUCCAGAACACUUGGGUAAUUGCAAAGGAUCAUCCCAUGGGUGGCUGAUUUUGUUGGACCAAGAAGCAUUCCCACAUAUCUUCAAUCCAUUCUUGGGGGCUAGGAUUCAACUCCCUCUUUUUGAAGUUCGCAAAACAAGCCUUCAUUGCUUCUUUGUCCGGGAUAUUAAGAAAGUUGUACUCUCAUCAGACCCAAUUCAGAGUAAGAACAACUACUGGGUAGGAGUAAUAUAUGGUGUAAUUGAUCCCAAGCUUGCCUUUUGGAAGUAUGGAGACAGUGAAUGGACUGCCCUGGACGGUGCAGAUCAUGCCUACUGUGAUAUCAUUUCUCACCAUGAUCAUAUUAUUGCUUUGGGUGAAACAGCUUCAGUUGAAAUCUGGGAUUUCAAUAAUUCUGUCCCUGCAAAAAAGAUGCAGAUUGAGCCUAUUUUUCCUGAGAAAAGGGUGGAAUUUGAAAAUUCUCUUGGAGAUGAUCUUUAUACCAUUCAAAGUUACAUAGUGGAAUCAAAGGGUGAUCUGCUGCUUAUUGUGAGGUAUAUUGGGAAUCAUGUUCGCUGGGACGGUGUAGUUGUUCAUGAGGCAGACCUUCUUGAUGAAGAGAACCAAUGCUGUAUUUGUUCUCACUUGACAAAGCUAUUUCAUGUUUACAAGCUGGAUUUCAGUCAGAAAACAUGGGAACAACUGGCAUCAAUAGGCGAUGAUCGCGUGCUGUUUUUGGGUCGGAAUCAAUCUGUGUCACAUUCAGCAAAGGGUUUUCCAUCUUGUAAAGGGAAUUCGAUUUACUUCACGGACAAUUACUAUUGUGAUCAUUUGGGUGAGAAUGACAUGUAUGGGCAUGACACGGGCAGGUUUGACAUGGAGAAUCAGAGUAUAGAAGUGAUUAAUGAAGAUGAAGAUGAUUGGCAGAAGAUUCAACCAGCACCCAUUUGGGUUGUUCCUAAUCCAUGCUACUAG